GGCAACCAUACCGCAAACGGGAUAGCGCUGGGCUGAAAGAGUAUCAGCUUAUCCAUCAUCUCGCCCGUGAAGUUUCCGACAAUAUUGCGCCUUUUUUACAGAGGAUUCCGCCUGUCUCCAUCCCAGCACUUUCUCUUCCCUUGUUUACUACAGCGAUGUCCGGGUGGCGCAACCGUCUUCCGCUGAUGUCCGAUUCUUCGUAGCCAUUUCCUAAGGAUGGCGAGCGUUAUACUUCGAUAUACUUGAAUAGCUUCAAGUUGCUUGUUUAGGAUCUAGGUUUCUUAACCCUGAAUUAGUGACUCGUUACCCCGAUAGAUUCGAAAGCGCCAUGACCAAAGGCUGCUACACCUGCCGCCGCCGGCGCAUCAUCUGCGACAAUGGCCUCCCCACGUGUCGAAAGUGUCGAGAUGCGGGGAAGGAAUGCUUGGGCUAUCAGAAACCCCUGGUCUGGGUAAAGGGUGGUGUGGCCAGUCGAGGAAAAAUGAUGGGGCGCAGCUUUGAUGAUGUUGUGCAGAACACUUCAGAUCGCGGUAGUGAGGACGGUUCUCCUGCCGCCGCCGAUCCCCCGCCUCCCGAAGUUGACGCCCAGGGUCAAGAUAAUUUGGAUAUUGAUUCGGACGAUGUGCCCCAGCCAUCGACCUUUGGUGAUACCCCUGAUGCGGCACAGUGGGGGAACAGCUUCGAUUUAGUUGUUCCAGAGGCGAACCUUUCCGUGGUGGACCAUGUUCCCUCGCCGCGGGGCAUGGUUGAUCCAUUAUUCAAAGACAUGGAUUCGUUAUCAAGGUUCUACAUCUCGCAUUUCCACCAGAAUGUAGUGGGCUGUCUCGCCUUUUAUUCCAACGUCAGGAACCCGUACCGCGAUCUAACGGUCUUAGUGGGUGACUCCCCCGUUCUCGCCCAUGCGCUUGCUGCCACUGGGGCUCUACACUAUGCGUUGCUGGCGAGCUGUGACUUCUCGCCAACGCCGUGGCUGUCGGAUGGCGCUUCGGUCACUGGGGCCCUUCCAUCCCCGCAGGAUGUUGAAAAGGCGGUGAUCAGUUCUAUGUCACGACGCCCUGCGUCCAAGUUCUAUGAACAAUUCUUAAAAUUGAAACAACGCACUCUGCGUCAACUGUCGCUGGACUUGCAAGACCCCCUCAAACAGAACGACACCAAGACACUAGCAGUGAUUAUGGUUCUUGCUUUGAUGGAUGCUAUCGAAUCAGGCGACGGCGCAUGGAAGUACCAUCUGGAAGGCGUCAAGAAACUUCUGAUGAGCCGGCAAAGCAAAAGCCCAUCUAGUCCGACACAGCGCAUGAUCGACUGGCUGGACGCAUUUGUACUUGAUGGCUGUCUCGUCAUGCAAGUCAUGGGCGCAACACUCGCAAGGCCCGGGUCUCUCUCCAAACCCUUCUACUCCUCAGACAUGGGCCCAGAAACCCUGAAACGUCUCGAAGAAACCGCCUGGAUCGGAUGUCCCGCCUACCUCCUCGAAGUCAUUUUCUUCGUCCACGAAGGUUGGUGCGUCGACCCAGACCCCAGCACCAACCCGCCGGCCAUGAACUACUCCUCGACAUUCCUCCCGAAGGGCUCCAACCCCCUGCUCCAACCCCCCACCGCCCUCCUCCAGCAUAUCCAAGCCUUCGACCCAGUUGCCUGGGCAGAAGAAAUGCAAAGCUUCCUCCACCUCCCCGACCUCUCCGUCCGGACCGCGCUAGCAACCAUCUGGCGCUCCGCCGUCUACCUCUACACCAGCCGUGUCCUCUCCCGCCCCCGCGCCCACGGCCGCGCGAAAUCCACCAUCCCAGGCCUCCCACCCGACCACAAAGCCAUCACCAACCUCCUGAUCCAGCAAAUCCCCCUAAUCCCCGUCGCAGACGACCACUUCAAAUGCCUUAUCUGGCCGACCUUCAUCGCCGGCGCAGAAUGCACCGAUCCUUCCCUCCGCCCCAUCCUCCUCCAGACCCUCAGCGCCAUCUACUACGACGUCACAUCCGUGAACGUCCGCAACGCAGCCUGGGUCCUAAGUCUGAUGUGGCAGAAGCGGGACUCGAAACGGGCUCAGCAGCAGCAGCAACAGCAGCAAGAUAAUAACCCCUUUGGGUCCUUUGUCCAUGAUGAUGGGGACGAUUUCGACUGGAUCCAGGAACUGGAUGAUUCGAGGAUCGAUUGGUUAUUCAUAUGA
Molecule: messenger RNA, 2164 nt
Organism: Aspergillus pseudonomiae
Lineage: Eukaryota; Fungi; Ascomycota; Eurotiomycetes; Eurotiales; Aspergillaceae
Product: Zn(II)2Cys6 transcription factor
Exons: 3
Coding region: 329-2164 (611 amino acids)
Biological process (GO): regulation of DNA-templated transcription
Molecular function (GO): zinc ion binding; DNA-binding transcription factor activity, RNA polymerase II-specific
Source: RefSeq, a predicted model, not a curated record